GUCUCCCUUUGCUUGACGGCAUAGACAUACUUCUUUGGAUUAUCAUCUGAAAACACCAUCGAAACAAACCGUUUGGAUUAUCAUCUGAUAUAAUAUGAAAACUCAAGUUAUUUUCUUGAUACUAGGUCUGUACCUGCACAUGUACGCCUCGGCACGUGGAGAUGGUGGAUGCAGUGAUGAUGAAGUCAUGGGAGAUGAUGGAAAAUGUGUAGAAUCAGGACAGAUCUCAAGGCGGGGAGAUUAUCCACAGUAUGAAUGUGAUAAGGGCUUUGUCUUGACUGGUGUAGAGUGUACAGAUAAAGAUGAAUGUGGUGAGUCUGUGUUCCCAACGUGUGGACUGGAUGGUAACUGCACAAACACACCUGGCAGCUACACCUGCACCUGUUUUGAAGGGUUCAGGAACUCUAACAACAACGAAAAAGGCCCUUGUGAAGAUGUGAAUGAGUGUAGUAGGAGUCCUCCUCUUUGUGGCCAACAUGGCAACUGCGUCAACACACCUGGCAGCUACAACUGCACCUGUCCAGCAGGGUUCAGGAACCAUAACAACAACACCAGAGAUGAUUGUGAAGACAUAGACGAGUGUGAAACAGACAUCUGUGGCUCUCAAUCUGAAGGCAACUGCACAAACACAAAUGGAAGCUACACCUGUGUGUGUCGCCCUGGUCACAGUAACUAUGGCAACGCCCAGGGCAAGUGCACAAAGCUCACCUGUGACGGAUAUCAUGUCAGCGGCUCAGAUGGACAGGCUGUUGGAGGCUUGGGACCUCUCUGGGAGAAGAUGAGGAAGAACUGUGAGGAUCUGAGUAGCGGGGGAGGAGACACAGGACACGCAACAGGUCAAGGACUCCUCAAGGACAUGCUCACUGGGACGGAUGAGUUCUUGUCUUCUGGCCAGGGUGUGGAUGACAGUAGUCAAGUGACAGGCCUGCUCACCAUGAUGGAGAAAGCCAUGAUGCUCAUCGGACCCCAGAUGAAACAGAACCACACCAAAAUGGAGUCACAGCAUACAGAGGCGGAGCUUGCGGUGAAAAGAGGUAGAACUCCUCCCACUGGGCCGGUCAUGUUGAGCACAGAGAACGCCUCCUUCAACACCAGCUGGGAAAUGGCUGCAGGCAACGGCACUUAUCCAGGUUUCACUGUGGCUGCCCUGGUCAGCUACAAGAGCCUGGACUCCACCCCCGACUCCUCCUUUCAGGCCCUGAGGGAGAAGAUGGAGCAGGAGGAGGAGAGGAGACAGAAGCAGCAGGAGGAGCAGGAGGAGCAGGAGAAGAAGAAGGUGCUCACGGAGCUCCAGAUCGUCUCCAACGUAGUGACGGCCAGCGUCAGCAACCCAGAUACACACAAACUGGACCAGAACGUCAACCUCACCUUCAAACACCCUCAGGAGAGGAAUGAGUCUGAGAGUUUGCGCUACGUGUGUGUGUUCUGGGACAGAGACUCCUGGUCACAGCACGGGUGUGUAUCGUCCUCCACCAGCACACACACCGUCUGCAGCUGCAACCAUCUCAGCAGCUUUGCUGUGCUCAUGGCCCUCUACGACAUCAAGCACACCUUUGAGCUGCAGCUGAUUACGUGGAUCGGUCUGGCCGUGUCUCUGGCGUGUCUGUUUGUGUGCAUCCUGACCUUUGGCCUCUGUCACUCCAUCAAGGGCACGCGCACCACCAUCCACCUCCACCUGUCGCUCUGCCUCUUCCUCGCCGACCUCAUCUUCCUCUGCGGCAUCAGCCGAGCACAGAAGGCUGGCUGUAGUUUGGUGGCAGGGCUGCUGCACUACUUCUUCCUGGCUGCGUUCAGCUGGAUGCUGCUGGAGGGGGUGCAGCUCUACAGGAUGGUGGUGAAGGUCUUCCACACCAGCCUCCGCCCCGCCUACAUGAUGGCCGCCGGCUACGGAGCUCCGCUGGCCAUCGUCAUCAUCUCCGCCAUCGCCUACCCGCAAGGAUACGGCACCGACCAACACUGCUGGUUGUCUCUGCAGCGUGGUUUCAUCUGGGCGUUCUUCGGCCCUGUGUGCAUCAUCAUCUUCCUCAACGCCUUCUUCUUCCUCAUCACACUCUGGAAGUUGGCUGAGAAGCUGACCAGCCUCAGCCCUGACCUUUCCAACCUGCAGAUGAUCAAGGGUUUCACAAUGACUGCGAUGGCUCAGCUGUGUGUCCUGGGGGGCAUGUGGAUGUUUGGCUGCAUCAUGUUCCAGAGUGUGGCCAUGGCCUACCUCUUCACCAUCCUCAACAGCCUACAGGGGGUGCUCAUCUUCCUCAUGCACUGCCUCAUGUCAAAACCUGUGAGAGAUGAGUAUGCUAAGUUCCUGAGUGGCAUCUUCACCCCAGAAAAGAGGAGAUACACAGAGUACACCUCCAAUCCUUCCAGCAACAGCCAGCAGCCUUUGAAAACCAACCCGAGUACGGGUCAGUCACAGAUAUGAGACAACCCAUGACCUUCAGAAGAUCCAUAAUGCUUUGCAAGCCCAGAAUUCUGUAUUAUGUACAGGUGAUCAUCUUUUUUUUCCAGAGAUGUUCUGAAAGAGAUUUGGGUAACACUUUAUAAUAACUACAAACAAUUAAUCAUUUAUUAAGCCUUUGUGUCACCGAGAUUUGUCUCACAAAACAGCCAUUCUUUCAUUUUAAACCCCAGCAGAUGUCAUCAGAAUUUGCUAAAGGCUGUGCAAAAGAUGCUUAAAAUCAUUACAGAUGCUUAAGAUCAUCAUAGAUCAUCACAUAUGUUCCUAUAUGUGUACUUAGCCCUUAGUGUACACAUGUGUGUGAUUUAUGGUUUAUUAUUAUUAUUAUUAUUAUUAUUAUUAUUAUUAUUAUUUUUAUUUGUUAGGGACCAUGUACACUUUUUAACAUAAAUGUUGCCACUUGAUGCAUUGCACCAGAGUGAGCUAGUUAGUCAGGCUAAUUUACAUUUGCACUUCUCAACUGAAUUGUGUUUCCGACAUCCAAGUCAAAGAUCCCUGAAAGUGUAUCCAAAACUCAGGAAGAGGUUUUGUUUUUGACCCAGUGUACAUAUCCUUAUUUUUUAUAGAAUGGAAGAAUCUUAGAUUUUAUAUAUUAUUUUAUAUUUUUUAUAUUUGAACAAAUACAUUUUAAUUAAUCUAUUUACAAUUUUUAUAUUUUAUGUCAAGACUAUUUAAUGUACCUAUUCUUUAUUUCCUUAAGAGUAUGCAUUGGUGAUAAGAACAUACUGUUUAUCGGAUUCGAGUUGUUUGAGUGGUAUUGAAUGCACCGCUAAGUCUAUCGUGGCACUCUUGUGUAGGAUUUGAGUUGUUUGUUGUUGUAUCACAUGGGGCAUAUACUAUAUGCAUUUCUUUGACAUUGUGUUUAUAUUUGUCACAAUUUAUUGCUAUUUUUACGUCAUUUAUGAAUUUUAAAAAACUAAAAAACCUACAGAUUGCACAUUUUCACUGGGUUUUCUGAAGGGUUUUGGUACAUUGUUGAAUUAAUUAAAGGUUUAGAGUUAUGUGAGUCUUAACUGUGUUAACUGCUUUUGUGUCCACACACACAUGUCUAACAGAGCAUAGCAUUCCAUUGUAGUCCCACCAUCUUUCAGUGCUUCGUCAAUUUUGAGAAAUCACAGUGUUCACAAGAUUUUACAUAUUUCAUCUACUAAUCCAUAUUGCCAUCUUCACCAAGUGUGACAAUGUUUAAAAACUUUAUUUAUUCAUGCAUGCAUUUCAUCAGGGACACACUUUGCUUUGAUUGCUGUUAAUAUGCCAUACAAUAAGUUCCAUAAAAAUAAAAGAAAAACUUUCCAUGACAAUUAUACACAUUGCAUUAUUCACAUGCAAUUAUAAUAGUUGAAGAAGCAAGAGAAGAAGUCAGGCCGACAUUAGCGAAGCGGCAGCACCAAACUGGACAGCUGACCCACUAGUGCUGACCAAUCUGACUGCAGAUAAGGUAGUCCCCACAUUUGUGAGUACAUGGGUAAAUUUGUUUGGUUACACUUUACUUGACAUUGUCAACAUAAGAGUGACAUG
Molecule: messenger RNA, 3973 nt
Organism: Alosa alosa (allis shad)
Lineage: Eukaryota; Metazoa; Chordata; Actinopteri; Clupeiformes; Clupeidae
Product: adhesion G protein-coupled receptor E2-like
Exons: 18
Coding region: 95-2419 (774 amino acids)
Biological process (GO): cell surface receptor signaling pathway; adenylate cyclase-activating G protein-coupled receptor signaling pathway
Cellular component (GO): membrane
Molecular function (GO): G protein-coupled receptor activity; calcium ion binding
Source: RefSeq, a predicted model, not a curated record